AAGUCACCAGGGGGUGGGGAAAUGGUGACAGCUCCAGGAAGCCGCCGGCGGCACCGUGAGACACCGAGGGGAGGCAGCCCGCGGUGUGGCAGCUCGCAGUCCGUGCCCGCCGAGCCCGCCGCCGCCGCCAUGUGCUCCCCGCAGCGCCCGCCGCUCGCCCACGUCUUCAAGGGGACCUUCGUGCACUCCACGGCCCUCAGCCCCGUGGAGAUCCUGCACGGGCACCUUCUGGGGGUGGACGAUAACGGGACAAUUGUGUUUAUGGAACAAGCUGAUCAGCUAGAGCAGCUGGCUGAAACGUGGGGGUUCAAAACUUCUGACAUAAGACAACUGAGUAAACAUGAAUUCUUCAUGCCAGGAUUGGUUGAUACACAUAUUCAUGCCCCGCAGUACUCGUUUACUGGCACGAGAGUAGACCUGCCUCUUCUGCAGUGGUUGACUUCCUACACGUUCCCAACAGAAGCCAAAUUCCAGGACAAUGGCUUUGCAGAAGAAGUGUACACCAGAGUUGUUAGACGAACUCUAAAGAAUGGCACGACUACGGCUUGCUACUUUGCAACAAUUCACACAGACAGUUCUCUUAUUCUUGCUGAAAUUGCAGAUAAAUUUGGUCAACGAGCAUUUGUUGGAAAAGUCUGCAUGGAUAUGAAUGAUAUGGUGCCAGAAUACAAAGAGACUACUGCUGAAUCUGUCGAAGAGACAGAAAGGUUUAUUAAAGAACUUCUGGAAAAAAAAUAUCCCAGAGUGCAGCCCAUAAUAACCCCCCGCUUYGGCCCCUCCUGCACAGAGGACUUGCUGAGUGCCCUCGGUGGUUUAGCAGAGACUCACGAUCUCCAUGUGCAGAGUCACAUAAGUGAGAGCAAAGAUGAAGUCAAACUUGUGAAGGAGAUGUUUCCUGCCUACCAGAAUUACACYGAACUGUAUGAUAAAAACAAGCUGCUAACCAGCAAGACAGUGAUGGCUCAUGCCUGUUAUCUUUCUGAAGAAGAGCUGAAAGUUUUUAGUGAUCAUGGAGCUGCAAUCUCACACUGCCCCAAUUCUAACUUUUCGUUGCGCAGUGGUGUCUUAAAUGUGCAGAAGGCUCUCGAACACAAUGUGAAGCUUGGUCUUGGCACWGAUGUUGCUGGUGGAUAUUCAUCUUCUAUGCUUGAUGCUAUAAGGAAAACAAUGGUGGCAUCUAAUACUAUUCAGAUCAAUGGUGUGAAUGAAACAGGACUAACUCUUCAACAAGCUUUUCAGCUUGCCACUCUGGGAGGAAGCCAAGCUCUAGGACUAGAUGACGUGAUUGGAAACUUYGAGGUGGGCAAAGAAUUUGAUGCACUGCUAAUCAACACGAAGGCUUCAGACAGCCCUUUCGACCUGUUCUCCKCUGAUGAGUUCGAGGAUACCUUCCAGAAGUUCCUGUAUCUAGGUGAUGAUCGAAACAUUUCUGAAGUGUAUGUGGCUGGAAAGCAAGUGGUUCCUUUUUCAAGCUCUGUAUAAAUCCACUCCUCUUUUGCAAAAUACUCUGCUGAUCAUUCUGCAUCUGAUUUGGAAAAGAUUAAUUAAGCAUAGUGCCUGAGCAUCAGGAUUGACACCUCACUUUUGAUUAAUGUCAUAAAACUUGCAAAUCUUGAAAAUUUGGUUAGACCUUUCAAGAAUGACUUUACCAAAAUCUUCAUAGUUCUAAAGGAAAUGGCUAUUUAAAUUUCUUURUAAAAUAGCAUCUGUGCAUUGAUAAGGGAUUUCAUAAAUAUCUUAUUUAAAGAGGACACCUGCUAUUCUKUCUAAUAACAAUAUAGGGAGCAUUAUGAGGAGCAAUGAGAUGCUCAUCAACUAUAAUGCAUAGGAAUUUUUUUAAAAACCCCAGUGCCAGUAAAUUGAUUUUGCAGGUAAUGAAUAUAAUGGAAGAAUGCAAUUUCCAUAAUAUUAUCAUMAAAUAUGGAAAAAUCAGUGUCAUAUUGGAGAAUGUUCAGUAGUUUUCAGUUUUUCCUGGGAGCUCUAUAAAAAAAAAGUUAAUUUAAAGCAUUAUUUUUAAAAGGAAUUAAGUAAGAAGUGUGUGUUUAUAAAUAAAUAGGGYUCCUUAUCAAAGACUUCAUAAUCAUCAUUUAUAGUCAGACUGACCAAAAAAUCAUUGAACUACCUUGAUCUGAAUGACAGCUGAAUGAAACUUCUGCUAAAUUGAAAGCAGGCACUAAGAUAUCUCUGCAGGCCACACAAUGGCAAACAAAUCAAGAGGUUUUCUGGACUAGCUCAGUAUCCUGCAGAACCUUCCCAAUCUCAUUUGCUCCUGGCUGUUCAGACAGGAUGAUAUGAUGUCCCUUCUUUCUGUAAGAGAAGUGAGUACAUUUAAAAAUUUUCCUAGAGAAAUGGUCUCUUUCUGGCCAUUACCACCUUUGACUUGAGGUGCAAAUCAUCACUGAAAAACGCAGCUCAGCUUCAAUGUGCUCUGUGUCUUUCAAYGUGGCAGCCGUAACUCCAGCCCUGUGCAAUUCUGGGGUUCCAGUAAAAAAUAUGCCCUUUUUGUUCUGGAAAUCCGUGUGACUUCCUUUCCUAAAAAGGCAUAUUUCCCUGCUUUUUAAGAGAGCUAGUUGUUUUUUCGUUAUUUUUUGUGUGAUUUGUUUGAGGAGGGGAUUGCUUCUUGUUUCCCUACUACCUUUUUGCAACACAAAGGAUGUAAGCUUUUGUUUCAGGGUCAUUAGAUACUGGUAUUGUGUUUAGCUACUGUAAAUGUGUGUUGGAUAUGUUUUUAAGGCCUGCUUCAAACUUUUUUGAUUUCACUAAACCUUGUUUUGCACUUCUUUCUCACUGCCUGGGGAUAUAGGACUUACCUCUGUUCACAAAACAAGGGAGGUCACUGCACCAAAGUAUCACUUUUUGUCUACUUCAGAGAGAGUGCUUGGCCCAACGUCACUCACAAUGUUCCGACUUUAAAAGCAUUUUUAGAGCUUAUGUAUUGUUAUGAUUAUGCCUACACAGACAGCAUAGCAUCCAGGGGAAGUGUAACAGCUAAUUUGGGCACUUAACGCAGUACAGUCUAUUCAGUGUGGUUUUUUUGCCAAAGCUGAGGGCCCGUACCAAACAGCAGGAACAAGAAGCAGAUGUCCUGCAGGAUCAGGAACGCAGCCGCUCACCGAGAGCUCGCUCAGGUAUCUGCUGGCUUGCUGCAAUGUGCCACCGCUKGCCCAGGUACGGCCUUCCUGCCCUUCAUCUUCAGUCACUUCUAAGGCUUUAGGAGUCCAGAUCUAAGGAUUAAUAUUUACACAUUCCAUCAGGGUGUUUUCUCAACCAUUGUUUUUCCUGUGUCCCAAUCACCUACACAGUAGCACACAUGUUCAGCAAAUAGCAAUCUUCAGCUCUUUAACUUGGUUUCCUGAUUCAGGGAGCAUUUUUUUCUCAUGAAUUUUGACAUGAAUUUAAUUGACCAAACUUCACAUUUCAGAACCAAAGAUCUGUGAGACACAUGUUUUGAUCCUCCCAGUUAGUGUAUGAAACUAUUUUUAGGGAAUUACAUGGUUUUCAGCUUUGGCUUUCCUGUGGUGGAGAAAGAUCACACAGCCUCUUGUACAAUGUAUGCUAGUGCCCUACUUUGUUGCCUCCAGAGCUAUGAACUAAAUCAAUGCUUUUAUUUUAGUGGUAGUCUUAACUGUCUCUGAUUUGUUUUCCCAUUAGUUUGUUGUGUUCUUAAUGAAGGAAUUCAGAAUUUCUUCCUAAAAUACUCCUGGGGGUGGACAGGUUGCUUAUUCACAAAUUGGGAACACACUAAAACUUUGGCAAGUUCAGGACUACACUGCUGGGCCAGKUCAAGGGGACUCUCCAGGAAAACAGCAACCAGUGAGCUUUGUAUCUGAAUGUUCACUGUGUCAUGAGAAGUUUGACUCUUGUGAAAUUCAAGGACAAGGUAGCUACUCCCCUUUUGAUUACAGCUUUGUUCAUGUCUAGUAUCCAGAGACUACUCAGACUUAGAGAAAGAAAAUAAUUUUUUUAAGAAUCUCAGCUGGAGGAGGAAUUCUGCCUGCAGGCAGUGCUGUGGGCUGCAAUGCCCAAGACCAGGAGGAGCGAGGACCAAGACAGAUAGCAUUACAUUAAAUGCUGAGGURCUUAGGGUAAAGGAAAGAAGUCUGAAUUUGAUGUUUGAGGASGCCAGUGGGGGAAUUCAUACAACAAAUUUACUGUAAGACAGCAACAUCUUAAUUAGAAUUGAAUGGAGAAAAAAUGUACUGYCAGAAAAGUUAAGUGGGGUCAUCUGAGGCAGUCCCAAAGGCUUGUUCAGUGGAAGAUGGCUUACGCAMAGAGAUUUUAAGGUUUUAGGUCCUAUAGAGGUGUAGUUGUCAGAUUUCCCUGAAGUAAUUUUAAGAAAGUAACUAAGGAUCCCACKGUGAAGUUUUGGUCUCUGGGAUCCUCUGCCUGUGUGUAGUUUUGGGAAGAURUUUAUUAGAGUGGGUGAGGAUCGGUGGAUUAAAGCAGUUACUGCUGAGACUUACACAUCUACAGCUCAAUACUACACAUGUCCUGUUUCCUUGGGGAGAUGCCCCUGCUGUAUCUGCACUUCGAAGCUGGCCCAGAAAUGGGUUCAGACUCUGAGUGUCCCCUAGAGAGAGCCUGUUUGGAGGGCAGCUGAGCCUCCAGUGUAUUUCCCCUGAAUUAAACUUAAUUCUUGUGUACCAAAACCACCCUGCAAGCUGGAUCAAGGUUCAAUAAGGGAGAAUGAUUGGGAAUUCAGAGCAGCACUAUUGUCUCAAACCAAAAUGCUAAUGGAGGCUAGAACUUGAACUAUUCCCCCUCUGUUCUCAUCCCUUCCAAGACCUUAGUAGCUGAAUACAAUUUGAGGCAAUUUUCUUCCACUUUCCUCCCUUUUCCCCAUAAUCCCCCACCACAAAAAAAGAAAUUAAAAUUUAACAACUGAACACUAAGGGGAUAUGAGUAUGUGGAAGGAAAUAAAGGGACAAUUUUCAGUCAGUAUAAAUUGACACAUAUGACAGUAUAAACUGACUGACUUGAAAUAAAACCUCUGGAAAAACAUACAUGCAACAGACUCCAGAUGUGUGUCCCCACGWGUUCUCUUACCAGUUGGUGGAUGGGAUGUUUCUUUCUUGGUAUGYCUUUAUGUUCAGUGGUAGCACACCAUUCAGACAAAGGGAAAAAAGGGUAUUUGUGUAGAGCUUGCUUGUUGGGACAAUAUGCUUACUGUGUUCUAUGGUCAGAUGAGCACUUAUUUAGUAUAAAUAUAAUGUAUUUGAAUUACUGUUAUAUGUUGAUCUCAUUGUGUCACUUUAGGUUUUGAAAUAUGAGUAAGAAUUGCCUAUGCAUUAUGCAGCAUUAUUUGAAUUAUUCAUAUGUGGCAAGUGGAGUUCUGCACUUUAAAAUGUUGCCUUGGCCUACUGUUUAUAUUUAUGCUGUAUUUUUUGUGCAAUCCUAAAGUUUUGUACGGGGAAAGAUGUGUAUUUUUUCAUUGCACUGAAUUUUUCAGUAAGUGGACUUCCUGUUAGAAAAAAAGGAAUUUUAAAAUGACCCUGUCUAAAAGUCUGUGCCUGAUUAUACACUCAUGGAUGAAAAAAAAAUUAUGAUGGUUUUGUGAACUUGAAUAGUAAUAUUUUAAUUUAAAAGUAAGUGCAGAUAAGUAGAAUUUUUUAGAAUAUAAUUAUGAUAGUGCAAUGCAAGUUAGSAAAAGGUAUUCGUGUUAAAUGUCUACAGUUUCAUUGAGCAAAAAGAGAACAUGGCUAUUCUUGAUUAUUAAUUUAAAAAGAAUACAUAAGUCUAUAAAAACAAAAAAGCCCAAGUUCCUUCAAAGAAUAUUCCGGUUUUAAAAGGAAAAUAUUUUAAUGUCAUUACUCAGAUAUGCUGUUUAAAAAUAUUAUUUUAAGCAUUUCCAGGAACAAUGCAUAACAGAUGAUAAGGUGAAUAGACUCAAAAGUUGUGGAUUUUCAUGAAUAAGUGGUGCUGUUUUGUUUGCACUGUGGUAUGUGGUAGGAGUCAGCUCACCUGACCUAACAUUACAGUGUAGAAUUACAGAAAAAGCUGAGCUGGAAGGGGCCCUUAAAGGUCAUCGUGUCCAGCUCCUGGCCCUACCAGCACCAUCCCCAAGGACAGGGAAAAAAGGUAUUGCAGAAGAUAUUUGAAAAGAGUGGUAGCAGAAUACAAAAUACUGCAAAGUAGAAAGGAGAUAGAUGAGAGGAACUCACAGAAAGACGAUGACAUGUCAGUGAAAUUUCAGGUGGGAAAUGCUCAGUAAAGAGGAUACAUUCUCAGGAAAUGUUCUGUUAAAUCAUGGAUAUCAUUCCYUCUAAAAGUUAUUGAGGUCCAAAACCUGACCAGGUUUCCAAAGCAAUUGCUUAAAUGCCUAAUAAUAUAAGCCCAAAUAUCUGCUCAUGACAUAAUUAUGUAAUGUUUUGCAACUUCUAGAUCUUUACCUCAAAAUUUAAAUCAAAAUUAUCUGUAAUGGCCCCAGAAAGAACAUAAUGCAAGGGCACAAAACGUUUUCUCUUCACCUGUCCUGUGUGACAUCUAGCACUGGCCAGAACAGAAGCUGAAUUAGUCUGUCCUCGUGAAAAAUUUCUGUUCGUGCAUGCCCCAGAUGUUAUCCCCUGUCAUGUGCCUGGUGAUGCAGUGAUCACUGAGCCCAGCACAGGACAAAGGGUCUGAUGUGACUGAUGUGGCUGAAUGCAAACCAGUUUAGAAAUCAUUUAAAAAUAAAGUUCCUUGCUGAGACCACAGCUCACUUUAAAUUACACAGUCAUAUAUCUAAUACAGAACUUCUAAAUACUUGGACUUUGGCUUAAAAUUGGGGGGGGGGGGUUAAGCCCUUGCACUACCUGUGCAACAACUCGURUUUCUCUCAAGUGAGAAACCAGCAAAUCACAACUGCAAGGUGUGAAAAAAUGUAACAACAUCAACAAAAAUUAUUUUUGGGAAGCCAAGAGGACAUCAGCAAUAUUAACAACAAUCUGCUGAUGUAAGUUAAUAGAAUUGUUAGUUUUUGUGGAAAGGCUGAGCAAUGUUUUUGGGAAGCAGCUUCCUGGAAACUUCAGUGGAAAUUCUAUUUUAGAAAAUGCCCAGAAUCUGUGUGCUCCAAGCAAGAAGGUCUCUUGUGGCUUCUGCAGAGGCAGUCACUUCUGCAGAAGUGAAUGCAGUAGUCAUGCCCAGACCCUCACUUUUUCACCCUGUCAUGACUCAGAAGUGUGUGUUAGCUUUAAUUCUGGCACUGGCCUGUGGUUUCUCAUAGACUUGGUCUUAGUUUGAAAAUAGCUAUGCUAAAGGAGUGGAGCUGGGAAAGGGAUAAGGAUAAAGCCUGCCUAAUGCCUCAGCUCAAAAUAUUUGUCCCGCCAGGUGGUAGAUGUUAUUGUUUGCAUAGCUCUUAGACUCAAUGAUCUGGCUUAGUGACUUGAGUCAACUGGUAACAAUUAAACUCAGUCAGGACUAGGACAUAAACUGUGAGCAGCUGACAAAAACAUAAAAAUGUUUUACCGUGAUCUGCACUUAAGUGACCAGCGGCUUUCCUUAGCCAAGGCUCCUAGGCACACAGAUACUGUGUGCUCCCUGGAGAUAAGCCUGUAGGAGAAGGGGCCAGUGACCUCUGAAAGCUGUAAAUUCUGCGUCUUGUCUGACCUUGUGGUUUGGAGCUGGACUGUGUACCCCUCUAACAACUUUCACUGAUGAAGCUUUUGGAAAGCAUUARCAUGUACUCCUUACCUGAGGAUGCUUGAAUCCCUUCCUUCUAGACAAAUUUUCUUUCCCCAAAGGAGAGUUCACAUCUUGCUGGAGUAAGUUUAUCUGACGCUGAUUUGUCUGCUUGUCACCUGUUGUGCAUAAGCUCUGGUUCAUGUGAAAAUGCCUACUGGAGUUAAUGUUGUUUUAAUCCUUCCUUUUGUACUUGUGCAGUUUCAAGGAAGAACAAUGUAUUAAGAGAAAUGGUAUAUGCGAUUUCCACUGUUCUGCUUGGUUUUGGUCAUGCUAAAUAGGAAGUCAUGUACUGUUGAAACAAAAUAAAGAGGCCUUGUGUUUACACCUACCUUCAUCUCUUUCUGUGU
Messenger RNA from Malurus melanocephalus (red-backed fairy wren), 8006 nucleotides. RefSeq names its product guanine deaminase (gene GDA). The record is from RefSeq and is a predicted model, not a curated record. Gene Ontology annotation, molecular function: zinc ion binding; guanine deaminase activity. Lineage: Eukaryota; Metazoa; Chordata; Aves; Passeriformes; Maluridae. Bases 22 to 1482 code for a protein of 486 amino acids. Gene Ontology annotation, biological process: guanine catabolic process. Gene Ontology annotation, cellular component: cytosol. The transcript has 14 exons.